CUCGUAGACAGGCAGCGGAGCGGAGCGGGACAAGAACGGAAGGACUGUAGCCUAUACUCAUGACUGCCUAGUAUCCAUAUCCAGGAACAGACCUGGCUCUUCACUAGCUGAUCCACAUUUCCCACAUCUACAACAAAUACAAAAACACCAACAUGAAACCCAAAUCCAUAAUGACAACCGCCGCCCUCGCCCUCUCAACCCAAGCUACAGCUACACCAACAUCCUGCUCCACCGUCUCCCAAGUGACACUUACCUUCUACGGAUGGCCUGAUAAUGAUCCACCUAGCGCGGAGAUAGCAUAUGACUGUGGACGGGGUAAUAAAGCUGGCGGAAACGGAACAUACGACAACCCUCUAACGGCUGCAAGUGCACCGGGUGAGUUUGAUAAAUGCGAGAUUGCUUAUCUGCCGUAUAUUCAGAGAUAUGUACGGAUUGAGGAUACAUGCGCAACGUGCAGUAUGUUGCCCUUCCCAUUGCAUGCUAACAAAGCAGCCACGAACUGGAAUAAAAAGCAACACCACAUCGAUAUCUGGAUCGAAUCAAUAGAGUCUGAUGAUGGAGGAAAGGUAAUGGACUGUGAGAAUACGUUGACGCCAAAACAUGGGAUUCGAGUAAUUCGGAAUCCGGGAGAGAAGCUUAGGGUUGUUGGUAUGUCUCCGGGCUCCGCAUACGGAGGUAGAUAUAUAUAGUAUGGAUGCUAACAAUGUUUAGAGGAACCGUUAUAUCUGGAUGGAAAGUGCUAUAUCGAGCUUGCAGGGUAUAGCAAUACGGAGUCUUGUGCUGAUGCUGGUCCUCUUGGUGUCGGGGAUGAGAAUGAGCAUGAUCACGAACAUCAUAAACAUGAAGACGACAAUGACGAUGAAACGACGUCCUCAGCAAAAUCUAUCUACGGCUCAAUCCGGGAUUCUAACCUUGGAUUUCUCAUGCUCGCUGUUGCUUAUUUCCUUUUUCAGUAACGAACAGGGUAUCUAGCUUAUACUUGCUUAAAUGAAUGCGAGAUCGGUUUCAUGUAUAAGUCAAGUGAUAUAGAUCGACUGC
Molecule: messenger RNA, 1038 nt
Organism: Aspergillus glaucus CBS 516.65
Lineage: Eukaryota; Fungi; Ascomycota; Eurotiomycetes; Eurotiales; Aspergillaceae
Exons: 5
Coding region: 153-689 (178 amino acids)
Source: RefSeq, a predicted model, not a curated record